UCCUUUCAUAUCUAAUCUGAGACUCCAUUAUUUCUUCAUUUCCAUUCUGCAGUUCUUGACUGAUGUGGCUGCUCUGGUUACAUUCCUGGGUCUUUUUCUGCAGCUGCAGCUGGGAUGCCUUCCCCUGUCCUUACUCCAGAGGUUCCACUGUGUGCAGAUUCUUCUUACAGUCAGCCAGAACAAAACCACUUCCUCCCUGUCCUGCACAUGGGCACUGCCAUGUCCAACCAGUGAAGCAGACUGCUCAUGUUGGUUCCUGCUCUUCCACAGGAAAUGCUGUCCUUCUGGGAUGUGGCCAUUGAGUUCUCUGCAGAAGAGAGGGAAUGCCUGGAGCCUGCUCAGUGGAAUUUGUACAGGGAUGUGAUGUUGGAGAAUUACAGCAACCUUGUGUUCCUUGGUCUUGCUGUGUCUAAGCCACAGCUGGUGACACUUUUGGAGCAAAGACAAGAAUCUUCAGAUGUGAAGAGACAAGGAGCAGCCAGUGUGCAUUCAGGAACAACAACCAGUGAUUAUAACAUUUACACCAAGGCCAUUGAUUGUAACUCACUGCAUAUUCAACGCCAGAGAAUUCAUACAAAGGAGAAACCCUACAAGUGUAAAGAAUGUGGUAAGGCCCUUAGUUCUCAUAAAACACUUUCCAUACACCAGAGACUUCAUACUGGAGAAAAACCCUACAGAUGUAAUGAAUGUCAUAAAUUUUUCAAUACUCGCUCAUCACUUUUUAUACACCAGAAAAAUCAUACUGAUGAAAAAACCUACAAGUGUGAAGAAUGUGGCAAAUCAUUUUACUAUCCUUCAAUGCUGAAGCAACAUCAAAGAAUUCAUUCUGGAGAGAAACCCUACAAGUGUGAAAAAUGUGGCCAAGCUUUUUAUGAACCAUCAUUCCUUCAGGUGCAUCAGCGAAUUCAUAUGGCAGAGAAACCAUACAAGUGUGAAGAAUGUGGCAAAUGUUUUUCCUCACUUUUGUACCUUAAACAACAUCAAGCAGUUCACUCCAAAGAUAAUCCCUACAAGUGUGAGGAGUGUGGUAAGAGGUUUUCGCAUUCUGCAAAGCUUCAGGAACAUCAUACAAUUCAUAGUGGAGAGAGACCAUACAAGUGUGAAGAAUGUCACAAAGCCUUUCGUUAUCACUCUGGCCUUGAGAACCACAAGGCAGUUCAUAAUGGAGAGAAACUUUACAAGUGUAAACUGAGUGGAAAGGGAUUUACUAAGACUGCUUUCCUCAUUGGGGACAAGGCAGCUCAUAUUGCAGAGAAAGCCUACAAGUGUGAAGAGUGUGGCAAGUGCUUUUUCUCAUCUUCAUCCCUUAGACGACAUCAGACAAUCCAUUCUGAAGACAAUCCCUGCAAGUGUGAAGAGUGUGGCAAAAGGUUUUCCUCCUUUGCACACCUUCAAGAGCAUCAGACAGUCCAUACUGGAGAGAAACCAUACAAGUGUAAAGAGUGUGGCAAAUGUUUUUGCUCAUCUUCAUCCCUUAUACGACAUCAACCAAUCCAUUCUGAAGACAAUCCUUACAAGUGUGCAGAAUGUGGUAAAAUAUUGUCCUGUUUUACAAACCUUCAAGAACAUCAGAUAAUUCAUACUGGAGAGAAAUCAUACAAGUGUGAAGACUGUGGCAAAUGUUUUUAUUUAUCUUCAUCCCUUCGGCGCCAUCAAACAAUUCACUCUGAAGACAACCCUUACAAGUGUGAAGAGUGUGGCAGAUGUUUUUACUCAUCAUUAUCCCUUAGAGGACAUCAGACAAUCCAUUCUGAAGACAAUCCUUAUACAUGUUUACAAUGUGGCAAACGGUUUUCCUAUUCUAGGAGUCUUCAGGAACAUCAAACAAUUCAUAGUGGAGAGAAACCAUUCAAGUGUGAAGAAUGUCACAAAGCCUUUCAUUAUCACUCAUCCCUUAGGAAACACAAGAGAGUUCAUACUGGAGAGAAACUCUUCAAAUGUGAAGACUGUGACAGAUGUUUUUCCUCUUCUUCAACCCUUAGACGACAUAAAAAAAAGACCAAAAUUCAUUCUGAAGGCAAUUCUUAAAAGUGUGGGGAAUGUGGCAUAGACUUUGUUAAUCAUUAUAUAUCCUUACUCAACAUAUGAUAGAGUUCAUAUGGGAGAGAAAUCCUACAAAUGUCUUUAAAAGUUUAUUUCUUCAACCCUUAAAACAUAUCAAAAGACUCAUUCUCACUACAACCUCCUUAAGUGUGUGAAGUGUGGUAAAGUUUUUGCUAAGAAUUGAGGACUUAUCCAACUUUAAUGACUCCAUAGUGGAGAAUAUUAAGUUAAUUAUUUUUGAAUGUCAACACAGCAUCUAACUACCAAGAACACAUGCUAAGAAUGUCAUCAGAGGACAGUUGAGACUUCUCUUUGCUGUAACCUCCAACACUUUGUUAAAGCAAUGUGUUUGAAACUUGCCUUGAUUAAUGAGUCUCUUUUUUCUGCAACUAACAAUAAAUGUUCCA
Molecule: messenger RNA, 2450 nt
Organism: Onychomys torridus (southern grasshopper mouse)
Lineage: Eukaryota; Metazoa; Chordata; Mammalia; Rodentia; Cricetidae
Product: zinc finger protein 58-like
Exons: 4
Coding region: 247-2028 (593 amino acids)
Biological process (GO): regulation of cytokine production; negative regulation of transcription by RNA polymerase II; regulation of immune system process
Source: RefSeq, a predicted model, not a curated record